Molecule: messenger RNA, 1504 nt
Organism: Schistosoma rodhaini
Lineage: Eukaryota; Metazoa; Platyhelminthes; Trematoda; Strigeidida; Schistosomatidae
Source: the annotation of a GenBank genome assembly
CUUGCCAUGUAUAGUAAAACUACCGUGAGGGAAGGCGGCUGUUCCAAAUCUGAGCGUCACGUUAGAAAUAUGGUGUUAGACUAUGAUUCAGAUGUAUCUGACGGCAGUGCUCCAAUUGGUGAAGAAAGGGACGAAUCUUCAGACCUCAACUCGUCUAGUGAUGGUGAGGAACGAAGUCGUGUAACACAAAGGAAUGUUUUCGGAGAUGAUACUGAUAGUGAUAAAGAAACACAACCAAAACAUAGGCAGCCUAGGUUUGAACAGGAUAGUUUCGAAGAAUCAGACCACGAAAAUCAACUUAAUGACAACGCUGCGAAGCAACAGGAAACAGAAAACGAUUCAGAUAACUCACAUAGCCAAAGUUCUUUGAAAAAAAGGCUUCAGAGUAUCCGAUCCUCUUCUAGUAGUCCUAAUAAUGAUGGUUCCCGGCAAGAUGAUGGUAGUGAAACGGGAGAUAAUGGGUCACAAUUAGAUGACAUGGCCAAUUCUAAUGAUAAUGAAGGCCAUAUAAGUAACGCUGAGGAUGUAGAGGAUGAUUCGGCGCAUGAACCGGACGAAACAAGAAUAUCUGUUGAUUUUCCAUUGAUUCGUGCAGAUUUGGGCAGGGAGGUACAUUUGGUAAAAAUGCCUAAUUUUUUGUCGGUUGAAACUCGUCCGUUUGACCCUAACUUUUACGAAGAUGAACUGGAUGAAGAUGAAAUUUUAGAUGAAGAAGGACGGACGCGUCUGAAAUUGAAAGUCGAAAAUACAAUACGUUGGAGGAUUGGUAAAACACCUGAUGGUGAAAUGAUUCACGAAUCAAAUGCUCGUAUUGUUCGUUGGUCGGAUGGUUCUCUAUCACUACAUCUUGGGGACGAAAUUUUCGACAUACACAAAGUAGAUAUUCAGUCAGAUUAUAAUUAUCUCUUCAUACGAGAAGGUAGUGGUUUACAAGGACAAUCAAGUUUGAAAACUAAAUUAACAUUCAGGCCACAUUCAACAGAUUCAUUUACGCAUCGUAAAAUCACAUUAUCACUAGCAGAUAAGACAAAUAAACUACAAAAGGUCAAAAUUCUUCCUGUUACCGGUGCGGAUCCAGAAUCAAAUCGUAAUGUGCUUGUUAGGAAAGAGGAAGAGAAAUUGCGCGCUACAUUAAGGCGCGAAAGUCAGUUACGGCGUAUGCGUGAAAAGCAGGCCAUGUCAAGAAGUAGUUUUGGUAGUGAACGUAGGCGAAGUUACGGAGAGGAUGAUGAAGAUGAUGAUGACGGUAAUACAACGUCUUUAAAUGCAUUAAAAAGAAAUGCGAAAAACUCAUUGUUGGCUGCACGCAAAGAUGUUGCUGCAAUUUAUUCAUCCGAUGAGGAAUCUCUAAGUGAUAUAUCAGAACCUCGAUCACGUAAGAAGGUAAGAGCGAAAAUAAGUGAUGAAGAGGAAAGCGACUAAAAUAAAAUACUUUUCCACUGUUCCCAUACGAUAAAUUGUACAUAAUUUAUUUAUUGAAAAAUAAACAAUUUUCUUUUAUAAA